Molecule: messenger RNA, 3146 nt
Organism: Pieris brassicae (large cabbage white)
Lineage: Eukaryota; Metazoa; Arthropoda; Insecta; Lepidoptera; Pieridae
Gene: mus312
Product: structure-specific endonuclease subunit SLX4
Exons: 5
Coding region: 138-3023 (961 amino acids)
Biological process (GO): resolution of meiotic recombination intermediates; meiotic DNA double-strand break processing; DNA replication
Cellular component (GO): nucleus; Slx1-Slx4 complex
Molecular function (GO): enzyme binding
Source: RefSeq, a predicted model, not a curated record
UGAAACCCUUUACGAAGACCCGAUAGAAGAAGUCGAAAGAAAACAAAUGAUUGCGGCAGGGUUACCAAAUCGAUCUGGAGAUCAAAUACGGAAGGCUAUGAAAGAAGCUGAAAGGCCUGAUUUACCAUUUAAAUAACAUGAAUGUAAAUAGUUUUAGUCAUGGUGCCAGCACAUCUAAAAUUCAAGUGACAAGUAAAUAUUUCUCAAAUGAAGCUGUACUGGAUGAAAGCCUAACUGAAUUUCAAGAGAAAAGAAAAAUAGCUGGCCCUAAAAAUCCUCAUAAGAAACCACCCAAGAGAAAAUGUCAAAAGCGUAUCAAGGGGCAGAAGGAUAUACGUACCCUUAUCAAGAAAAAAAAUGAUUUAAUUGAGUAUUCUAAAAAUUUUAAUAAAAUAUGUAAGAAUUCUGGUGUAGACAUUGACUCUGAACAAUUACAAUUAGCAAUUGCAUUGUCAAACUCCUUACAUGAUUCUAAACAAUGUCCAAUUGACACCGACGUAACAAAACCAUUAACAUCUCGUGAAAAAUGUAAUAGAAUUAGAACCACACUCCAAGAAUAUGGUUUCCAAGUGCCAGAAGUGAAGGCUACUAAUUUGAAUAAAAUAAAACAAAAAAGAUAUAAUUUACUGACAACUUCAGAUGAAGAGAAACAACAAAUAAUAUCUGCAAAAUAUAUGCAAAUUCUUUCUUCAAAUAGUAAUGAUAUAAUUAUUGAAAGUAAUUUAAAAAAGGACUCUAUUUAUUACAAAACUACUUGUAUGUUAUUUGAAGAAAUGAAAAAUGAUGUUGUAUUUUAUGUGAAUGGUUUGAUUGAGAAAUCUUUAAACACAAUUUUUUUACGAAAUUGGUCAGACAUACCAGGCAGGUGUCAAAGUCCAGUGUUUGAAGGGCCUUAUAUUGGCUUUAAUGAUAUAAUAUGCUCUCAAGAUGAACUGGAUGUAUUUCUUAGUGGCUAUAUUGCUAUUAUUCAGAAUAUAUGUUAUGUAAAACUAAGAAAUUAUAGUUUUCAAACAGGGAGACUAUUUUAUAAUACUUCUCAUGAAAGUGUUGAACAAGCAAUGUCGAGCAAAAUACUUUCAAAUGAAACACUAUCAUUAUCAUUGACUGAAAAAAUUAAUAAUUUGCAACAUAAAGAUAUUGAUAUAUUAAAUAAUGAUAAUGAAAAAAAUUAUAUAGUAAAUGAUACACUUUCUCAACCACUUUCAAUGGUGACUGAAUACAUAGAUUCAGAAACUGAUUUACAGGAACAAAAAACUGUUGCAUUUUGUGUUUCAAAAAGCUUGAAUGAAACAACAAUUUCACGCUACAUAUGUAAAUCUCCCGAUUUGUUUGAUGAAGAAGUAUCAACUAUAUUGAAUAUGUCUUCUAAAUUAUCAAAACCCAUAGUUAUAUAUGAUACAAUAGAUCUUACACAAUGUGUGCCUAGCAAUAUAAAACCACAAGUUGCUAAUGUAUCAAAAAGACUUGCAAAUGAUGUUAUGGAACUAACAGAAUGUAUUGGGAGGGAUUUUUAUUCUGAGGAUAAAAUUGAUUUGACACAAGAAUUAAAUGACGAUGAUACCAUUGUCUAUGUUGAUGAGGAUGUAAAUUGCAGAAAAACAGGGGGUUCUUUAGAAAUUUUAGAAUGUGAUAAAGUUAUUAUUUUAGAUGAAAUCAAUACAGCUUCAAUAGUACCUGAUUCAGUUGCAGAUGUAAUUAAAGAGAACAUACAAACAAUAGAUACCAUGAAUUUAACAGAAUCCUCUGACACAUGUGAUAGCUUCCCAGAUAUAAAAGUCAGAGGUGAAGAUAAAAAAGGUACAAUGGAUAAUAUAAAUGAUACUUUGUAUGACAAAUUAGUCACUGAAGAACCUAAUUUUAAAUCUAGGGAUAAUGAAAGUAAUAUUGAAACUGACAAAUUAAUCAGAAACAAUAUAAGUUUUUUUGUUAAAGAUAAUAGUUCUAAUGAGAAUAUUGAGUUAACCCAACCAAAAGAGUAUAAUUAUUGUAGUCGAAAUUCUGAUUUAAGUAAAAUGUAUAAUCUUGGCAAGAUAGAUAAUUUGUCUGUUGAUUAUGAUGACAUGUUUGAUCAGAUCAUUAAAAAUUCUACUAAUGCAUCUAAAUCAACUGAUAAUUCAAAUGAAUACAAUACUCAAAACAAAAACUCAAGUUUUUCGAACAGUGAAAAGCUAGCAAGUGAUUCUGAAUCUUACAAAUUAUCAGAUCAAGAAUUAAACUAUUCUGUAAAUAUUUGUGUUGACAGUAUUAAAAAUGAUUUUGAAGACUUGCCUUCCAUUGAUAUGAAUUGUCAGAAGAAUUCAGUAGAGUGCAUUCUUACACCUGUCAAAGAAAAAAACUUUGAGAUUAUCAAAACACCCAGCAAUAAUGAAUACAUUAUAAAAACAGUUGAUGUGACACCAAUGCAAAAUUUUGAAGCUAUGUCAUCGCCAGAAAGAAAUAAGGAACUUGAGAAAUAUGGCCUGAAACCUUUUAAAAGGAAAAGAGCAAUACAACUACUGACAUACAUUUACAAUCAAACUCAUCCAGUAGUUGAGUCAUGUGAGGAUGGGUCUCCUACAAAAAAGCAAAAACUGAAUUCUCCUCAAAAGAUUAUAACAGGAAACUUAAGCCAGUCUCCUAGAAAGUCUCAGAAAUCACCAAGAAAAAACAAUAUCUCUGUUAAAAAAUCGCCAGCAAUAUCUCAAGAUGUAUGUGAUAAAGAAAAUAUUUUUAUCCAAACUGAUAAUACACCAGCUAUAAAGAAUAUUGCUUGUGAACCAGAGGAUUGGGUGUUCCAGAAGAGAGAGAAAGCUAAGGUACAUUCUUGUCGUGUUCCAUUACAUAUAGCAUUCCACAAUUAUGUAUCAUGUCGCCGACUGCUGAGGGAAGCUAUUUUAUGUUAUGAACCAAUCAAUAUAGAUAUAGUACACAAGGAUUUAAUUGCUGCUGGCUAUAGAUAUAACCCCAAGGACCUCCUAAAAUUCAUGGAUAAGAAAUGUAUUACUGUGAAGACUGCCGAUAAUAAUGCUCGGAAUAAAAGAUGAUAGUUCUUUUUGCAAAAUUAUAUAACCCAUAGUACAUUUGAUUGUAGAAAUAAUAAUUAUUAGGGUAGGAGUAGUACCUAAGACUUAUUUUUGAUCUUUUACAAAAUAUAGUUAGUUAAAUUA